Molecule: messenger RNA, 3614 nt
Organism: Mugil cephalus (flathead mullet)
Lineage: Eukaryota; Metazoa; Chordata; Actinopteri; Mugiliformes; Mugilidae
Gene: crhr1
Product: corticotropin releasing hormone receptor 1
Exons: 14
Coding region: 225-1526 (433 amino acids)
Biological process (GO): adenylate cyclase-activating G protein-coupled receptor signaling pathway; cell surface receptor signaling pathway
Cellular component (GO): neuron projection; plasma membrane
Molecular function (GO): corticotropin-releasing hormone receptor activity; G protein-coupled peptide receptor activity; corticotrophin-releasing factor receptor activity
Source: RefSeq, a predicted model, not a curated record
GGUGUCUCUCAGACCGGAGGACUCAUGAGCGACCCGGAGAGCGCCGCGUUAACCGGGACUGCCUGACCCGGAGACCGAACCCACCUCCACCCACUCGGGCCCCCACCUCCUCUCUUGUUGGACCUAACCCCCACCGGCUCUGCUUUUCUCGGAUUUCUCCUCCCCUGCCCCGGUACGGACCGAUAUGUUGCGGAACCUGAGAGCGCGCCCGAACGGAUGAAUGAAUGGCAGAGAUGGAGCGAAAACUACUGAGUCAGGUGGUCUGUGUGUGUGUGUUCCUGAGUGGACGAGUUUCCCCGGUCGAGUUAACCUGCGAGACUUUGAUUCUGCUGUCGACUAACCUCACAGCAAGGACGUUGGCGUUACUAAACCAGACGUUCACCAUCAGUAACUCCUCAGGCCUGUACUGUGACCUGUCCGUGGACGGUAUAGGAACCUGUUGGCCUCGUAGUGCAGCAGGAGAGCUGAUCUCCCGACCCUGCCCUGAGCAGUUCAACGGCAUCCACUACAACACCACCAACCGGGUAUACAGAGAGUGCCAGUCCAACGGCAGCUGGGCUUCUCGAGGAAACUACAGUCAGUGCACAGAGAUCAUCAUCCUGAGGAAGAGCAAAGUUCAUUAUCAGGUGGCCGUGAUCAUCAACUAUCUGGGUCACUGCAUCUCUCUGGGAGCUCUGCUGCUCGCCUUCACUCUCUUCAUGAGACUCAGGAGUAUUCGUUGUCUGAGGAACAUCAUCCACUGGAAUCUGAUCUCCGCUUUUAUCCUGAGGAACGCCACUUGGUUCAUUGUGCAGUUAACGAUGAACCCCGCUGUUACCGAGAGCAACCAGGUGUGGUGCAGGCUGGUGACAGCAGGUUAUAAUUACUUCCAUGUAACAAACUUCUUCUGGAUGUUCGGUGAAGGUUGUUAUCUCCACACAGCCGUCGUCCUCACCUACUCUACCGACAAACUCAGGAAGUGGAUGUUCAUCUGCAUCGGUUGGGGUAUUCCAUUUCCCAUCAUUGUGGCAUGGGCUUUCGGGAAGCUGUAUUACGACAACGAGAAGUGCUGGUUUGGAAAGCGGGCGGGGGUUUAUACAGAUUACAUCUACCAAGGCCCCAUGAUCCUGGUCCUGCUGAUUAACUUUGUGUUCUUGUUCAACAUCGUUCGGAUCCUGAUGACCAAACUGAGGGCGUCAACGACCUCAGAGACCAUCCAAUACAGGAAGGCGGUGAAGGCAACUCUUGUGCUGCUGCCGCUGUUAGGAAUCACCUACAUGUUAUUCUUUGUAAACCCUGGUGGAGAAGACGAGGUUGCACAGAUCGUCUUUAUCUACUUCAACUCCAUACUGGAGUCCUUCCAGGGAUUUUUUGUCUCUGUUUUCUACUGUUUUCUCAACAGUGAGGUCCGCUCUGCUGUCAGGAAGCGCUGGAUUCGUUGGCAGGACCGUCACUCCAUACGGAGCCGGGCAGUGCGUGCCACGUCACUGCCCACCUCACCCAGCAGAGUUUCCUUCCACAGCAUCAAGCAGUCCUCAAACCUCUGACCUCUGACCUCUGACAGCUCUCUGUUGGACCUGAACUUACCCACUUGGCCAAUCAGAGGUGUUAUUCUGGAUCUGACCAGAAUGUCCAACCACAGAUUUGUGGAGCCAAAAAGAAGAGGAUCAGUAAGGCUUUUCUGGCCCUGCCCAUUCCACGUUCCAACCAAUCAGCUGCUUCCUUUGGGUCAAAUGUAUAUCAGACAUUCGCUGUCUAUAUUGUAGUACUGAUCACCAGCUUUCUACAGUUUACUAGAAGUGACACUCACGCACACAAACACAAGUGGUGUAGCUAUAUAUCGCUGCUACAGCUUCAGAUCCAUCUGCCUUCGGACUGUUUCAGCUGAGCUCCUGAUCAAAGAUAUAUCAGACAGAAAACCUUGUGAACAAUGUGAAACAAAAUGUUUAACAGUAAUAAAUUAAUAACCAAACAACUUUGGAAAUAGUUUAAACAGACUGAUAAGAUACAACUUAAUAGUUCGGCAGUUUUUUGAAGUUCAGAGAUUUUAUUGAAAAGUCUGGUUAAACUUUAUUUUAGUUUUUUUCUCAAGUCAGCUGGUUCAAGGUAAAACAGCCCACAGAAGCAGAUUCCUUCCAGAGCUCCAUCAGUACAGCUGGAGAUCCUGAACGCAACAUAAAGCAGAGCGCUGCUGGAAGCAGGGAGCGCAAUGGCUGACUGAAAAUGUAAAUUCUGUUUUGGUUCCUUUGCUUAUAUUGUGUCACCGAUUUUUUAGAAUAAACUCUCUUCUGUUCUAAUUCAUUCAAGCACAAUUCAUAACAAAAACAUUUUAAAUAACUUCUGGCAGCACUAUAAUCAUUUUAUAGAUUAUACUCAAUUAUAAAUGUAAUGAUGUGAGUUUAUAAUAGAGUCCAUCACAGUAAACUUGGACAUUUAGUGAAAUAUAGAGGGUGCUAAAACAUGACGGUUAGUUCAUGUUGAGUUCUGAUAUUAUAAUAUAUUCCACAGUUUUAUUGCAAAUUGGAUGACAACAAGAAAUUUAUGGAUUACCUCAAAUUCUGAGGAUAUGUCAGUACAAAUAAAAACCCAUCCCAGGUUAAACCAAUUUGAAGAUUAAUAGAAUUUUGGCGAGACACAAUGACACAUGUGAGGAUACAACAAUGUGUGCAUUACUACAAAUAUUGGGUGAACUGUAAAAAAUAUAUUAGUGUCAAUAAUAAAUUUGGAGUUUGUUAAUUAAAAUGUGAAUUAGAGAAAAUUCUGGGCAGUGCUGCAUUAAAACCAAGGAAAAAAAGCAGAGACAACACCAAACUCCUAAACAUAUUUAACAUAUUUAUUUGCUAAUUUUGAGGUUUGUGAACCGUGUGUUUUUGAGAUAUUUGCACUUUCCAUGAGAUGGACACUGUACAGAACAGGUUUAGUUUAGUAGAAAAUCUAUUUAUCAUAAAUUGUUAUUGUUGUUGUGCAAUUUGCACCCUGUAGAGGUAUCUGCAAGUCUUUAUUGAAAUAAAGAUUUUGGUUGGCCCUGAUAAAAACCAGUAUUACUAGCACUAGCUGUAGUAACCGCAGUAACCAUAGUAACCCGUAGUGUGUUUAGUACUUAUAAGUCCGCGUCGCAGGAAACACUCAGGAUAAAACACAAACUGCUCCUCUUCCUCCUUUUCCCUGUAUUCAUAUUUUUCAGUAUUGUGCCUGGAUGUGUGUAUGUAUGGCUGCGGGUGUGUGUAUGUUUGUGGGCCGAUUGUCCAGCUAUCUUUGUGAGGACCUGAGUUUUGGACCCCAGCAUGAGGACAUCUUGUGCUGAGGUUCUCACAAUGAUAGUCGUACAUAUGUCUGUGUGUCUGUGUUUAUAUAAUUAUUGGUUAAAAUAUCUGUGGCAUUAUUUGCUGGAAAAAGCUUGAUAAAUAUCUGAUGUAAAAAUAUUAGUUUUUGUAUAUAUUGAAUUUAUAAGAACAUCAGAUUAACAUCUUUAUUUAAUCUGUGAUGGUUUGAUAACACAGUGAGCGCUUGGUUUGCGACACUGGAAUAACGUAAAGCUGAGUGGGGUUUAAAGUUGAUCUGAUGCUGUACAUUUAGAUGUGACCCCUCCGUAUGUAUGUAUGUCUGACAUGUAAGAAAUAAACUUGUCCUCAGGA